Molecule: messenger RNA, 204 nt
Organism: Fomitiporia mediterranea MF3/22
Lineage: Eukaryota; Fungi; Basidiomycota; Agaricomycetes; Hymenochaetales; Hymenochaetaceae
Exons: 2
Coding region: 1-204 (67 amino acids)
Source: RefSeq, a predicted model, not a curated record
AUGGAGAUUUUCCUUUCUUCGUCUGCAGUGCUGAAUUGCAAGCAGCUCCAGCAGGGCCGGAAGUCCAGUGAUGUCAUGGCACAGUGCACCUUGAGCUCUUGUCCCGUCGUUUACGGCGUCGAGCUCGACAGGCACGAUGUCGGAGAGAUGAAAUGGUUUUGGCAGCAGCGAGAACGCCGUCGAUUAGACCAGGAAACCGGGUGA